Messenger RNA from Sinocyclocheilus anshuiensis, 1927 nucleotides. RefSeq names its product protein phosphatase 1, catalytic subunit, gamma isozyme (gene ppp1cc). The transcript has 7 exons. Gene Ontology annotation, molecular function: protein serine/threonine phosphatase activity. NCBI's taxonomy places the organism in Eukaryota, Metazoa, Chordata, Actinopteri, Cypriniformes, Cyprinidae. The record is from RefSeq and is a predicted model, not a curated record. Bases 166 to 1137 code for a protein of 323 amino acids. Gene Ontology annotation, cellular component: nucleus; cytoplasm.
UGCUGCAUGCGUGUAUCCUUCCGCAGAGCCGGUGUGCCUCCGCCGCAGCACACGCAUCUUACAGCCCGCACCAAGCCGAGAUCGUAUAUCUUUAGCUUAGAGUUUCCAGUGACAAAUCUGUUUAUUUUUAUUUUAUUUGACGUGUCCGGUGUGUUUUGAGUAGUCAUGGCUGACAUCGACAAACUCAACAUAGACAGCAUCAUUCAGCGCCUGCUCGAGGUGAGAGGGUCGAAGCCUGGCAAGAACGUUCAGCUGCAGGAGAACGAGAUCCGUGGAUUGUGUCUGAAAUCCCGCGAGAUCUUCCUCAGCCAGCCCAUCCUCCUGGAGCUGGAAGCACCGCUGAAGAUCUGCGGCGAUAUCCACGGGCAGUACUACGACCUGCUCAGACUCUUCGAGUACGGAGCAUACCCACCUGAGAGCAACUACCUGUUCCUGGGAGACUAUGUGGACCGAGGGAAGCAGUCUCUGGAGACCAUCUGUCUCUUGCUGGCCUACAAGAUCAAAUACCCUGAGAACUUCUUCCUGUUGAGGGGAAACCACGAGUGUGCCUCCAUCAACCGCAUCUACGGCUUCUACGAUGAGUGCAGGAGACGCUACAACAUCAAGCUCUGGAAGACGUUCACAGACUGUUUCAACUGUCUGCCCAUAGCUGCCAUCGUUGAUGAGAAGAUCUUCUGCUGUCAUGGAGGUUUGUCUCCUGAUCUGCAGUCCAUGGAGCAGAUCAGAAGGAUCAUGAGACCCACAGAUGUCCCGGACCAGGGCCUCCUGUGCGACCUGCUGUGGUCCGACCCGGAUAAGGACGUGCUGGGAUGGGGCGAGAACGACCGAGGGGUGUCUUUCACCUUCGGAGCGGAAGUGGUGGCCAAGUACCUUCACAAACACGACCUGGAUCUGAUCUGCAGGGCCCACCAGGUGGUUGAGGACGGAUACGAGUUCUUCGCCAAGCGGCAGCUGGUGACUCUGUUCUCCGCACCGAACUACUGCGGAGAGUUCGACAACGCCGGAGCCAUGAUGAGCAUCGACGAGACCCUCAUGUGCUCCUUCCAGAUUUUGAAGCCGGCAGAGAAGAAGAAGCCAAACUCCAGUCGUCCAGUGACUCCUCCCAGGAACGUGGUCACCAAACAGGCCAAGAAAUGAGGCUCGCGCGAGCCGGCUGGACUUGUAUCAUACGCUCAGAUCAGGAUGAACCGUCCACUGCGUCUUUAUUUCCGUUCUUGACCUCGUGUUUUCCUCGUUUACCGUCCCGAGCGGCCGCUCGCAUAUUAGAGGGGAGCCUUUUAAUCUCACAAACGGCUUUUUAUUCCCACUUCAGGACGAUGAAUCAGUUUGACACAGCGUCUCCUCGCAUAGAAAUCCAGGAGGAACGCCACGUUUAAGAUGCAAACCACUGUGAACCAACCAGUCUGUUUUUUUUAUGCACCUGAAGCUUUUUUGUAUUUUGGUCUCGUGAAUGUGCCACGAGGUUUGACAUUCAGUCCGCUUUUAUCAUUUAGAUUUUGUACUUUUUUUGUUUUCAUGAUCGCAAACGAACGGAUGUUGUGCGAGUGUGUGAACUGAAACAUCAAGUUUCUGUGUUUUGACGCGAUGCCUUGUUUUCUUCUUCUUGGGUUCUGGCAUGUUGAUGUGCCGGACGUUUCUGUUGCAUGCAUUAGUGUUCGAGGAAUAGGACACAAGGCCGUGGCUUUCUCUCGGGGCAUGCCACCUUCAGCAUGUCUUCAGAAUAAUGUAGCUCCUCAUCAGGUGGAUCACGUCAGGAAAACUUUUUUCUUGCAAAUUUCUACAGUAUUUCAUAUAAAUUCUGUUUAACCCAAACUCUCACUGUAAAUAUACAGGAAAUGUUUUGUUCAGUCUUGGCAAUAAUUCAGUUUUCCACACUAUAAAUAAUUGUUAUACUUGCAGAAUAAAUCGAAGGGAGAUGGAAACAUUA